AUGGUUGAGGCCAUUGGAGCCUUUGGUAGAGGUUUGAGAGGGCCUAGUCCCUAUGAGAUGAGUGGACCAUUUUUGCAGAAAAGGAAAAAGAAGGUAUUAGAUGGAUUCAAGGUCCAUGAGGAAGCAUGGAAAACCUCAGGUUGCACACUUAUGACAGAUGCAUGGACAGAUAAGAAGGGCAGGGGAAUAAUGAAUUUGGUUGUGCAUAGUGCUCAAGGGGUCCUUUUUUUGGAUUCUGUGGAUUGCUCUACUGUCAAGAAAAAUGGUAAAUACAUCUUUGACCUUGUGGAUAAAUGCAUUGAAGACAUAGGUGAGAAAAAUGUUAUCCAAGUGGUCACCGACAAUGCUAGUGUUAAUGUAGCAGCAGCAAGUCUUCUAGCAGCAAAGAGACCCAAAAUAUUUUGGAAUGGAUGUGCAGCUCACUGUUUAGAUCUCAUGUUGGAGGACAUUGGGAAGCUUGAACCAGUUCAGGAAACAAUUGUAAAUGCAAGACAUGUAACUGCAUUUGUCUAUGCUCAUACAAGGUUGCUGGAUUUGAUGAGAAAAUAUCUUGGUAAGGACUUGGUUCGCUCUGGAGUUACUCGAUUUGCCACUGCUUAUUUGAAUUUGAAGAGUUUGCAAGACAACAAGAAGGAGCUCAAAAGGCUCUUUAGAGAUAAUGAUCUCAAUGAGAUGGGUUACUUGAAGAGUGCUAAGGGGAAGAAGGCAGAAAAAGUGGUGAACUCUGAAGGUUUUUGGAAAAAUGUUGAUAUUGCUGUUAAUCUUUUUGAGCCAUUGGCUAUUGUGCUGAGAAGAAUGGAUAGUGAUGUUCCUGCAAUGGGAUUUUUGCAUGGAUAUCUGCUUGAGAUGGGACAGAAGUUGAAGAGUCCACUACACUUGGCUGGGUACUAUUUGAACCCUUAUUAUUAUUACCCAAACAAGACAAAUAUUGAGAAAGAUGGAUCAUUUAGAGCAGCUGUAAUUGAUUGUGUUACGACGCUGAUUGAUGAUGAAGACAUUCAAGAUAAUAUCAUUGAAGAUCUCAACAAAUACAAGGAACAGCAAGGGUCAUUUGGACAUGACAUUGCCACAAGGCGGCGGAGAAAUAAGGACUUCAACCCAGCAACAUGGUGGCUGAAUCAUGGCACAGCUACACCUAAUUUGAGGCUGUUGGCAAUAAAGAUUCUAAGUUUGACAUGUAGCUCCUCUGCCUGUGAGAGGAAUUGGUCAUCAUUUGAAUCGGUACACACAAAGAAGCGCAACAGAUUACUUCAUGACAGGAUGAGAGACCUUGUAUUUGUCAAAUUUAACUCUAUACUAAGGCAAAAGAAAGAGAACAAGGGUAGAGAUCCCUUAGAGAAGGAAAUUAAUGAUGUGCUGGAGGAUGACAACAAUGAGUUCAUUACUGGAGUAGAACCAAAUGCAAGUCUAGAAGAUCAGGAAAAGCACAAGAUGCAGCAACAUCUCAAGCCAAAGCCAAAAGAAUAAGAGCUCCACGCCCAAGGAAGAAAUUCAGGACCCUGUCAUCUCUAAUGACGCCUCAGUCUGCAUCCUGAGCCUCUGAAUCAGAGGAAAAUCAAGAUGAUAUGGUAUUUACUGAUGCUGAAGAUGAUUAGGUGAGUACACCAAACUAUUCGGAUGCUGAAAUGCAAGUGUGAUGUACUGAUAUGUGCGAGAUUAUGGCCUAUUGCUCCAAGCCUGCUGUUUGUAUGUCUAGUUGUUGUUAACUUUGAACUUUGAAAUCAUGUAUGUCUCUAUGUGAUGUAUCGUGUAUGAACUAUGAACUUUGAUGUAAUGUGUUAGUAAGACUUUGAACUAUC
Messenger RNA from Sorghum bicolor (sorghum), 1799 nucleotides. RefSeq lists its product as uncharacterized. Lineage: Eukaryota; Viridiplantae; Streptophyta; Magnoliopsida; Poales; Poaceae. The transcript is spliced from 4 exons. Gene Ontology annotation, molecular function: protein dimerization activity. The record is from RefSeq and is a predicted model, not a curated record. The coding region runs from base 1 to 1467 and encodes 488 amino acids.